UAAGUAAAGUCGGCAAAAACCGUUGGGCCGACGUUGGCUUAUUGUCACGGCAAUCGGUCGGCUGAAGGGUGGCACUUGCAACAGUGGCUCGACGUUGGCACGCCACCGUAUUCAGGGUUUGUCAUGCACACGUACGCAAACUGUACACAUAUAUGUGAUAGAUUCUACAUCCCUUUUCAGGAAAUGUGCCAGACCAUACUACCAAGCUCGGUACUUUCCUUUGCCAUAUUUUGUUGAUCGUAAUUAAUUAUGUGCAUGCUUUCAUGCGCCUUACGUACUUACUAUAGUUGAUAUAUAUCUAAAAAAUGAAAAUACAUUUAAUUUGAUAUGUAUACAGGGUUACAUACGAUGAAUAUUUAAAGUUAAAAAGUACUAUGAUUUAAUUUAUUUAUACCGCCUAGCCUCAAACUUUAAUUUUCAACCGGAGCGUUUGCCACUAGCGGUCCGCGGUCAGCAUGAUAGUGGUUUAUCUUCCCUAACCAGAGGGCGCUGUAAAAAGGAACUGGCUUUAGGCGCGAAAUUGGACGCGCGAAAUUGUUAGCAGACGACGUAGCAGACGACGUGGCGGGCAAUUUAUAGGAAAUGUAUGCAGUGGUACUAUUCACCGAGAAAAAUGAAGUUGAAGCAGUGCCAAAAUGUUGGCUGUAUGGUAAAGACAAGAGCAAAUGUUACUGGCCUCCAUACAAAGGAAAGCAAAUGAUGAGAGCCAUAGAACAACAAGAAGUGCCCGACCCUGAAUGGGACAGCUAUGAUGUGAUACUGCUGAAGGAAAAGGAUGACUUUUCUCAAGCAAGGAAGACAUUAAAAAAAGCAGCUGAUGGUGUCAGUGAUCUUGCCACUACAGAUGAGGAUAAAAAACGGCGGCGGAAACCUGUUACCAUCGAUAGUGACUUUGAGGUAGAAGCUGAAGUUGAUGAGCCUAGACAUGAACGUGGCAAGAAAAGAUCACAAACUGAGCAAAUCACAUCAUCUGAUUCUGAGGGGCCUGCCUCAAGUGAGACUUUUCAGAAGUCAAAGAAAGGUUCAAGUAGAACUAUUGAGAUCUCGCCACCCUCUGUUCCGGCCUUUCCAGUAAUCCAUCCAAGGCAGCAACUCAGUUACACUGAGCCACCUGCAUAUAACACAAACAGCCUACCGGUAUCACCAAAGCCAUCAACCAGUUCUGCAACCAUGGCCAAUGAAAACAUACUGAAAAAAUUACUUGAAAAAGUGAGUGAGGUGCAGGAGCAAGUCAGGCAAAAUACGCUGAUCCUAAAGAGCCUUCAUGCCAAGCAAAGUGCGGUCUUGUCUCCAGAUCUUGUACGGGAGAACUUUCAUCUCCCAAUGAGAACUGGGGAUGAUUUCGCACAGGUUGAAGAAAAGCUAUCUGAAAGGGAGAGUGAAGCAAUACUGGUCCGUCAUAUUGGUAGUUUGGGUGGAAUCACGGCAAGAGAGGUUGUAGACAGAAUAAUGUCUACCCUCUUUACUCCAAGCCUGGCAGCUUCCUUUAAUUGGAAAGGGAGGGGCCACAAGAUGGGACCUGCCAGCACUUCGCUGGCAAGAAUAAUCAAAGAUGCAUCAAAGAUUUCCGGCUGCACGGAAUCAGCUACUGAAAUCCAUAUUAAGAACUGGCUGAAGUAUGCAGCAGACAAGGCUGGAGGGCGCAAGAAGCGUGCAGACAAGCAAAAAGAGAAAGAGAGGGAACUCGCGGCAAAAAAACAGGCACUGUCUCAGCUGAUGGACACUUCUGAUGAUGAUGAUGAUGAUGAUGAUGAUAAUAAUGCUGUGAUUUAAAUAAAUUUGUGUAAACAU
This is a messenger RNA of Haliotis rubra (blacklip abalone), 1791 nucleotides long. RefSeq lists its product as uncharacterized. The record is from RefSeq and is a predicted model, not a curated record. Lineage: Eukaryota; Metazoa; Mollusca; Gastropoda; Lepetellida; Haliotidae. Bases 583 to 1773 code for a protein of 396 amino acids. The transcript is spliced from 12 exons.